Arachis duranensis is the source of this 871-nucleotide messenger RNA. RefSeq lists its product as uncharacterized. Bases 160 to 597 code for a protein of 145 amino acids. Gene Ontology annotation, biological process: rRNA processing. Gene Ontology annotation, molecular function: DNA binding; peptidyl-prolyl cis-trans isomerase activity. The record is from RefSeq and is a predicted model, not a curated record. Lineage: Eukaryota; Viridiplantae; Streptophyta; Magnoliopsida; Fabales; Fabaceae. The transcript is spliced from 5 exons.
ACAUGAAAAUAGUGAAAAAAAAAAAUGGGAAUGCGAUUCUCCACUGCCACUGGAGUAAGACUAAAAACUCAUCGCUCUUGUUCCCAUCACGCAAAAAUCAAAUAGCAAUCUUCUUGUUUUAGCUUCUAGUUUCGCAUCGUGUAGAUUACUGCUUUCAGAAUGGGAAAAGACUCAAAGCCAAAGGAGUCUGGAAAGGGAAAGGGGAAACAAGCAGCAAGUGGAAGUGAUGAGAAUGCUUCUAAGGGCAAAGGAAAAGGUGCCAAAAGUGCAGAUGGGCUUGGUACCUGCACCUAUGUCAAAGCAAGGCACAUCCUGUGUGAGAAGCAAGGUAAGAUUAAUGAGGCAUACAAGAAGCUGCAGGAUGGUUGGCUUGAAAAUGGAGAUAAGGUCCCACCAGCAGAGUUUGCAAAGGUAGCCCAGGAAUAUUCUGAAUGUCCAUCAGGAAAGAAGGGUGGAGACCUUGGAUGGUUUCCACGAGGAAAGAUGGCUGGACCGUUUCAGGAUGUAGCAUUUGCCACGCCUAUUGGAGUCACCAGUGCUCCAUUCAAGUCAACGCAUGGGUACCAUAUUAUAUUAUGUGAAGGAAGGAAGAACUGAUCACUGAAUAAGAACAAAGCUGAAUUUCCAUGGCUUUGAAACCCUAAACUGUUGUAUGAUUGGGUGUUGGUUCCUUUUCUUUUUGUGAAUGUGGUUUGAUAAGUUAAACCAACAGAUUUGCCGUAUGCACAAUGAUCUUGCUUUCGACUACCUGGAUAAUUGACAGCAUCUAUGUCACUCUGGAUGGUUUUUCACUUUUGCUUCCCAAGCUUGGAUGUUGAUACAUGAUAGAUUUUGCAACUAUCUUAAUUAGAAUUUCCUUCUGCCCCUUUCA